AAAAGAAAGUAAAGCAAAAUAUAUAAAGAAUUUUUGUUCGUGUAUUUGUUUUCAUGGAGAAAAGUUUCUUCAGUAGAUAAAAUUUAAGUUAUACAAAAGAUAUGUAAUUUCGUGGGAGUUUAAGAAGUGCUUAAUUUCUAUGUACCAAUCUUAACGACUUCUAUAUACCAAUAUUGAUAUAGGUUUUGUGCUUCACUUUUAUUAUAUACACAUAUCAACAUUUAUAUGACAUAGGGUUAUAAAAGGCUAUAAUAUUUGAUUUAAAAGAUAUAAGCUGUCCUUUAUGAUGGCAGCAGUUGACAAUGACAGCGACAAUGAUGUGGUUACAGACUUCCUAAAUUCCAAUACCACAUCUAAUACUGAUCUCAUAAACUCUGUAACUGAACUGAAUUUACAAAACCACUUGCAAAAUACAAAGACACUAAAUGUAUCUAAUCAACAGCGUCCAUAUUCUGAGAGUCAAAAUUACUGCAUUCCAAUUAUAAACACUCCACCAGUUUUAGCCGCAAAUAAUUCUUGUAAUAAUAACAUGAUUCCAACAAUAAAUGUAACGCCACACAGUCCAGCGUCAAUAACAAAAUAUAAUAAUAUUUUCGAGGAUACCCUCACACAACUACAAAGUAUAAGAGAGACUGUGGUACAAAUGAAAAAUUGCAGUGCACACAUGCAUAAUGGUUUUACUAGUUUCUGGCCACUUCAUGCGGCUAUUCUAAGCGCAUCUUUGCCUGAUCUAAAUUCAGCAAAUAGUAACGCUAAUGUAACACAUGGUGUUGGACAUUAUGUUAGAUGGAUGCCGCAACAACAGCAAUAUGUUCCUAUGAAUGAACGCCGUAGAUCUUGGACAACCAUUGAUGAUCUUAAUAUUACAAACAAAAGCAUCAGUUUAUCUAGCUUGGAGAGCGAAGAACCUGAGACAAUAUGUGCAACAGAUCAGCGUCGGCGUUCUGCUAGAAACAGUACCGGAGGCAUAUCAACACACUCCCUUAACGAGGCGGAGUUGGCUCGCGAUUUUCAGCGAAUCGCGGCAAAGCGUAAUCUAGUAACAGAAGUUCGUAUUCCAUUACAAAAGAGCAUAUCUACUUCAUCAAUAGUUGCGAAAGAAGAAAUAAAAUCUCGUCAUCUGUAUGACAGCGAGGACGAAAACCAAAGCCUUUUGAGGGCCCAUGUGAAAACUGAGGCUUACGAUAAUGUGGAGAAACGUCGAAAGCGCGGUUCACUAUUCUUUCGAAAAAAAAAGGAUAAAAAUAAGAUGAAGUCUGGCGGUCAAACUGGAAUAUGUGAUGCAUGUGGUAUAAAUAUACCAUCAUUAAAUAUUAAGGAACAUCAAGUAGAAUGCAAAGGAAAAAAAUCUGGUUUUAGUAGUGGUCAAAAAUUGUUACUGGUGAGUGUAAAGAAAGGAGCAGAUAAAACAGAAAUUGGUCAAGAGUAUUACGAUGGAGUUGAUCAGGCGGGAAAUCUUAACGACGACACACCAUUAAUACGUUCGGAAUUUCUAAAUGAUCCUCCCAUCGAAGCACAGGACCUCGGCGCAGAUCCCAUACUUGGAAUCGCAGCUGAGGAGCACGAUUCAUGGUCACCCAGCGUGCCCAAGGACGUUUUAAAAUCUCUCAAAGAAAAACAAAUCAAAAGACAGGAGCAUAUUUAUGAGUUUAUUAUGACAGAGAAACACCAUUGCCAAACACUACUUGUAAUGCAAAAAGUGUUUGUCGAAAGUUUGGAACGUCAUUUCCCUUCAUUGAAUAUAAAUAGCAUGUUCCCCCGUUUAGCUGAGUUAACUGAGUUACAUAUAACUUUCUUGAAAAAAUUAAGACAAAAGCAACGGGAACAGUAUGUCGUGGACAGUAUAGCUGAUAUAUUGUUGGAUUUUUUUUCAUUAGAAAAAGCACAGCACCUACGGCUAGCAUAUGGUGAAUUUUGUGCUAAUCAUCGGACAGCAUUGGAACAUUUUAAGACUUGCAUGACGAGUCGUGAUCAAACAUUUGCUGAGUGGUACAAACACUGUUUGGCAAACCCGUUAUUAAAGAAAAAAGGAAUUCCUGAAUGCAUACUAUUCGUUACACAGCGCCUUACUAAGUAUCCUCUAUUGAUUGAGCCCCUACUUAAAAGUGGGCGGGAAGAUAAAUUGGAAGCGGAUAAGCUACAGCAUGCCCUUAAUUUAGUAAAAGCUUUGCUCAUAGAUGUCGAUGCAUGUGUGGCUGAAAAAGAGUUACGAGAACGACAAAUUGAAAUUUUUAAUCGCGUUGAUCCAAAAUCUUUUGCUAUCUAUAAAAAUAAACCUUUUCGCAAAUCAGAUAUUGGUGUUGAGUCACGUCGUCGUCUGAAAUUUGAGGGUCUUGCGACUUUAAUGCAAGGACGUUCUAAGAUGCAAUUAGUUUUAGUUGUUGUACUCACCGACUGUCUAUGCUUUCUUUGUGAGAAUUCUGCUCAUAAGUACACAUUUUUUACACCGGAACAUAAAGCGGGCGUAGUUCCACUACAAAAGUUGCUCAUUCGCGAAAAAGCGGGAACCGAAGCACGAGGUAUUUAUAUAAUUUCUUCAAAUCCAUCUUUUCCGGAAAUGUAUGAAUUGAAAGUUCAGCAACCUAAGGAUAAGAAUACUUGGAUUCAAUCGAUACGGCAGGCCGUUCUGGAGUGUCCAUCGUCGGAUGUUAUAGAAACUGAAGAUCUUACAGCUGAAGAAAAACUGCGGAUUGGUGUUAGUAAGCGGGAUCUUAUUGACAAAAUAAGACAGAAAGAUAUUGACCAUGCAAUUCUAUUGGAGGACAAGAUCUAUCUCCAAUUGAAUUUAUUAAAAGAGCAAAAGCAUUUCUUUGAAGUUACUGCAGCAUCUGGGCAAAAUAAUACCUGUAUAACUGAUAGCGCUAAUGGGCCGAGCAUUAAUGGAACCCCAGCAAAUGCGUCAAACUUUCUAGCUACAUUUGGUUCAUACAAGGAUUUAGUGGGUGUCGAUUGUAAUACGACAGAGUUGUGGAAAUACGUGCUGAAUAUGGUGCAAAGUAUUAGCCAGCUGGCUGCUAUGGUGUACACAGCAUCUACUGGUUUGCCAGUGUCCCGUUCAGUAAGUUCAGUAGGGGAAAAACAAAGCGACAAUUAUGCAUCACCUACACUGCCAAAACGUGCAGAAACGUUUGCUGGUUUUGACGAAAAACGUGGUAAAGGUAGUUUUCCGUUUAGGGACGUGUCGAAAAUACCAGCUUUGCAAACUCUUACACCACGACUUCAAGAACUCGAAGAGAAACGCGAUCCCAAAUCUGGUUCAUCAGUGGUCACAUUAAAAAUGCAAUCAGUAACAAGUGACGCACAGUCCUCAACGACUCUGGGUACCGAAGAUAUUGCAAUCAAAGAUCAUAAUUAUGCCGCAUUGCAAAUAUCACAUCAUCUUCAUACGUUACUAUGCAUAGUGUCACAGCAGAUGACGGUCAUACAAAACCUGCAAUUACAAUUAGCACUGUAUCGUGAGAGUCCACGUGUCGCUUACACCCAUAAUGACCAAUUAGAAGAGCUGCGCAAUCUGCAAGACAAAUUGCAGGACGAGAAAACUGCUUGGCAGCGCCAAAAAGAGCAACAGGAACAAGAACUAGAAGAAAAGCAUACACAGCAGAUUAAACUACAAGAGCAAAUCAAAGCCGAACAAGAAGAUAUCAGACAACAACGGGAACAACUUUAUCGUAAAAUGGAAUUACUCUCAAAUCAAGGAUUACUACUGUCGCCCAAUACACCUUUACUGAUUAAUAGUCCAUCAUUGACAGCAACCCCUUCUGGUGAUGAUGCACAUGAUAGUCACGAAGGUGGAUAUUUGCAAAGCGAUAUGUCCACACCAACCAUCUUGGCACAGAGUACUGUUGAUCGACGAAAAGACAAAUGGCGUACAGCUUCGACGAUUUCUAAAAAUCCGCCUGUCAAUUUGCUAAGUGCCACUAAUGCACCAAAAACAAACCAGACUUGUAUUAAACAAAAAAUUCCUAUGAAGUUGUCUUCGCUUUCGUCGAGCACAUCGCUAAGCAGUCCCGGCAGCAGCAAAAUUGACAAAUCUGCCAGUUUUAAUGCAAGUGCACUACAACAAGUUGGCUGUACACAGAUGCUGCCACUCAAGUUGGCUGAUAAACGUUCUACUAACAACUUCAAUGCAACACAAUCGGCGUCGCAAAUUGUGCCACAGCAUGCGCGUACUGGAAGUUCACCAGCAAUUAUUCAACAUCCUAAUACGAGGACAACAACAUCACCCCCUCCCCCUUCAGUGCGCAUGAGUCGUACAGAUUCCUCAUCGACUUUAACUUUUGGCCAACGACAAAUUAACACAGUCUCGACCCCCACUUCCUCGCGGAAUUCCCAAGCAAUGCCAGCAACAGAAAACAUUGGUUUGUCAUCAAUUGGAGCGAGCAAUUUAAACCGCCGCAACAAAAACAAUGCAAAACCAGAUGAAGAAGAAAUUUAUUUUUGACGCUCAUUCUCGCCAGAAGUUGAAAUAUAAAUGUAACACAAAUUUUAUAUUAUUAUUUCAGAUAGUUUAUUGGAAAAUAACAUUCCAUAGUCCCAGCUCAAAAACACAAUAAAAGACUCAUAAUAGCUUUUAAGACCUAAAGUAUGUAUUAUUCAUAUGUAAUUGACGAAUAGCUUAUCCAUUCACAUACAUGUAAUGUUUCCGUUUUCAAUAUGUGUGUUAUAAAUAUUUGUCCAAAUAUAAUAUAAAUAUUAUAAAUGUUCUCAUGAAAUGUGAUGUGAGAUUUCAGUUAAUUUGCGGUAAUGAAGGUGUGGAAAAAACGUUAAGCUAAAUUAAAUAAUUAAUUCAAUUAUAUAAUUGAAACAUAUGCAACAAUAUUUUCAUAAAUCAUUAAUAUUAUCAUUUAUUAUAGCAUAGUUAUGUAACUUAUACAUAUGUAAUUAUGUAUGAAUGUAUUGUUGGCAUUUAUGUCUAUAAUAAACUUUUAGUUCAGUACUAAUGUAAUAAAAUCUAAUAUAUUUUAAUUUAUUAUUUACAGUACAAGCUAUUUAACAAAUAACACACCCACACAAAAAAAUGUUUGUCAUGACCUAGGGGCUUUACUAUGUGUGCUUUAUGUUUUUGAGGUGGCUGAAUUCGAAUCCGAGGUCCAUUUAACCCAAUCAGAUCAGGGUUUUGAGAUAACCCUGGAAAACCAGAACUAAUAUGGUGACACAUUUUAAAAAUUCGCCUUUCUGCAUCCGCUAUUUCGAAUUUAAAGAAACCGACAUCGAAAACCCUCGUAUAACGAGAUUCAAGCGAUUCCGUUGAACUUUUCAAAAUAACGUCCGACAUAUUGGAAUCGCCAUUUUGAAUUUUAAAAAAUCGACACCGGAUUCGUAAUCAGCGACCUCGAAACCCCUCAGUAGCGAGUUUCAAGCGAAUUCGAUGAAGUAAUUAAAAAUUAAAAAGAACCGAAAAAUGUUGGUGUCGUGUAAGGUGAAGAAUUUUCUAAUUUGUUGACUUUGGACGUUGAUUUGAUGUGUUGAUAUGAUGUGUUAGCUGUUGGUAUUUAAUACUUUGAAAUGUUUAUGCUGCUCUUGAUAUCGUUGAUGCUCUUCGGGGAUCGAUAUAAUGACUUCAAGCAGUAACUUGAUUAUCUGCUUUUGUAUAAUUUUUUUUUAAAAGAUGAUUGUGUAGAUGUUAUCAUUUGUUUUUUUUUCUUCUUCCUCUUGACUGGCGUAGUCACAAUUUACGCGGUUAUAGCCGAGUCCACAGUUUGGGGCCAAUUGGUAAUACCCAGUGAAGCCCGGCCAUUCUAUCGGAGUGGAGGAGUUUCUCUUCCUCGGCUUCCACCAGCGGGUAUUGCAUCGAACACAGCGUAGCCGCUGUCUUUUUAUUCGCUGAACUAAGUCUAUGUCGUCGAAUAACACACACAGCUCAUUAGCACUCGAAAACUCCUAGUGCCGUCUCAUCAUUGCCUACUCAGUCCAUAGUAGCACCUGUUGGCAAGUUGGAUUUCAAGGCUGACAUUAUUAUUGGUGUUGAUGCUGGUGCCUAGGUUCAAAGUUAUGACUGUCAACAGUGACGUGAGAGCCAAGACGCGAAUGCGCAGACUGUUUGUUUGAUGACAGGAGAUAUUUCGUCUUAUCGUCGUUCACCACCAGACCCAUACGCUUCGCUUCCUCAUCCAGUCUGGAAAAAGCAGAACAAACGGCGCGGGUGUUGUUUCCAAUGAUAUCGAUAUCAUCGGCGUACGCCAGCAGCUGUACACUCUUAUAGAAGAUUGUGCCUUCUCUAUUUAGCUCUGCAGCUCGUAUUAUUUUCUCCAGCAUCAGGUUAAUGAAGUCGCACGAUAGUGAUCACUUUGUCUGAAACCUCGUUUGGUAUCGAACGGCUCGGAGAGGUCCUUUCCGAUCCUGACGGAGCUUUUGGUGUUGCUCAAAGUCAGCUUACACAGUUGUAUUAGUUUUGCAGGGAUACCAAAUUCACACAAAGCGGCAUAAAGGCAGCUCCUUUUCGUGAUUUUUUUAAGGUUGUUUUUAAUAAGGUCCAAUCAGUUUGUUGACGAUGGGCUUUAGUCUUUCACACAGUACGCUCGAUAGAACCUUAUAGGCGAUAUUUAGGAGGUAAUUGGUAAUUGGCGCAGAUUGUGGGUCUCCCUUUUUGUGGAUUGCGCAGAGUAUACUGAGAUUCCAAUCGUCGGGCAUGCCUUCAUCCGACAAUGUUCCGCAAAGAAACUGAUGCAUGAAUCUUAUCAGUUCUUCGCCGCCGUAUUUGAACAGCUCGGCCGGCAAUUCAUCGGUCCCCGCCGGCUUGUUGUUCUUUAAGCGGGUAAAUGCUAUUCGAAUUUCUUCACGGUCGGGCAAUGGAACAUCUGUUCCAUCGUCGUCGAUUGGGGAAUCGGGUUCGCCAUCUCCUGGUGUUCUCAGGGUUUAAAUUUCACCUUAGUUGUAAUUUAUCCUUGGAUUGAUUUUAUUGAAUGCAUAUAAGCGAAUGCGGAUUGACAUAAAUUAACAGGUAAGAUCGGCCACAAAUACAUACUUUCGGAAUUUAUAUAUUUAUUUAUCUAUUUAUUUACAAGAGAAAUAAUUAUAAAUAAUUACUCCACUAAAUUUAAAGCGCUGGCUGCUGCUGCCUUCGGCUCUUAUAUUAUGUUGUUAUGCUAACUUACUUAUAAUUAAAUUAAGUUGGAUAUAUUACAUAUGUAUGUUAAGAAAAUUAUUUAUUGCAUUGAUGCUGUCCGUAUUUGGUGUCUUUAAUAGAUUUGAUUCGUAUUUCCAAAAGUAGUUGUUCUUUUAUUAUUUAAAGCGGUGCAUUCAUUUAGGAUGUGAUUGACUGAAACAUUUGACUGAUUACAAUGUGUACAACUUGGUUUUUCUGCUUUGUUCAGCAGAUGACUAUGAGUUUUUUAGUGUGACCAAUUCUAAGGCGAAGAAAUUUCUUUAUGUUAUCACAAGAGCAGUCAAUUGGUUAGUCUGGUUUGUCCCCUGAGGGAUUAUGUUCCUUGUAAUAGUGUUGAAAAUUUGACCAAUCUCUCGAAACCGACUCGUGGAGUACUCUUUAUCAUGAGAGUGGAGGUUCCUUACUAGCUUUUUUGCGCGGUCGACUGCAAAUUGGUUGCCCCUAAUACCAGCAUGUCCUGGAAUCCACAUGAUCUUAAUAUUGCCUUUGUGUUGAUAUAAAAUUUCUUUUAUAUUGUUGAUCAGCACUGCGUUAUUUGAUGGAUUCAAAAUAGCGUUCACAGCGUCGAUUUGCUGUCAGUACAUAUAAUAUACUUUUUCCUGUUUGUGCAACAAAUAGAACCGCUUCAUAUAUUGCAGCCGCUUCAGCUGUUAUAGUGACACCUUGGUCGUUUGACACGGCAAACGAAGUGUGGGUGUCUGAUUUUUAUCCAUCGGUGUAGAAGGUCUUCCAUUCCGGUUUGUACGUUUUUACUGCGUCGAUAAAUAUGUAGUUGAAUAUAUUGCUCUGCAUUGAUGUUAGUUUUAUGAUAUUUGAAGAGUGUAUUUAUUAUGGAUGAUUUCAGCGAUAGCCAGUGCGGAUGAGGUCUUCCAUUCCGGUUUGUACGUUUUUACUGCGUCGAUAAAUAUGUAGUUGAAUAUAUUGCUCUGCAUUGAUGUUUGUUUUAUGAUAUUUGAAGAGUGUAUUUAUUAUGGAUGAUUUCAGCGAUAGCCAGUGCGGAUGAGUGUUCUCUUUUAUGAGUUGUGGUUUCGAAGUUAUAUCAAGCUGAUUGAUUAUGUUUAUGCAUUUUUUGAUCGUAGAUGGUUUGUAGAUGGUAGAACAAUUUGCUUUCAUAAGAUUAAAUAAGGUCGAGUUUUUACACUGGAGAAGUUUUGGUAUGAGCAUCAUUGUAUUGUGUUUAGUUCUAAGAUGAAAGAGUUGUGAUAUGAAUAUGACAGUGUUUUGACGAAAAAAAAUUUAUAAUUUUUAGCCUAUUGAGUAAGCUUAAUCUAACAUAUUUACAAUGUUCCUUAAAAGUUAGUUUUUUUAUCAAAAGGUAGCCCAAGUGUUCGUAAAGUGUUAGUGUACGGGAUUUGGUUGUUAUCAAGGGAAAGGUUUGGCAAGGUGCACUUCAUAAUAGCGACCACUUUCCGAUAAUAACUACUAUCAUCACACCGAUGCAAUAUACCAUUAAACCGAGAUCUAAAUUUCUUAUAGAUAAAGUCGAUUGGUUUAAAUAUAAUUCCCUGAUUAACUCAUUAACAAAUGCUAAAUUAUCGUCGAUAAACAUAAAAUGCAGAAGCAUCAAAUAUAAAAACAAUCAUCCGUUCCGCUGUUCAUAUAACCAUUCCUCAAACAAUUUACCGCAAAACUCCUGGUUACAAACAAAAUAAAAUUGAUUUUAUCCAAUCACCUAUAGGUCCUAUAUACCCAACACAUAUCAGAAAAUUUUCCAAAAUCAUGGUCAAACAAUUCCAAAAAUUUUAACUUUCACUUUAAUUUUAUGACCCUUUCAAACCAAGUCACUUCCCAGACAUACCAUAAUCCAUCCCCUUGUUUUGAAGCUACAUCGAUAGAAGCUCCAAUUAUAUUAGAAGAAUUUAAUUCUACCAUCAACAAAAUGUCUGGAAAAACUUUCGGAAUUCCUUAGGAACAAUGACAGGUGAGUUGUCAUAAAAUGAAUAUGUAUAAGUUAUGAAUUUGAAUAACUUGUGAAACUAUUAGAAAUUGGGAGUACAGCCUUUUAUGGUAUUCUACUGUUUGGUGCAACCAAUCUUGAUAUACUACAGACGUUUCAGUCAAAUAUAUUCAGUAAUAAUGGUUUUAUUAUAUUAGUAAUGAAAAUAAUCGCAAAUAUGUUAUUUCUAUGGUAAAUAAAGAAUUAGAUGACAACAGAACGAAAUUAUACUUAAGGGGUUAUAUAUGUUGAAUUCGGUCAAAAAAUCUAAUAUUUUUUUAUUAUUUUAUCUUAAAGUAUACUUUCUUAAGAAUGUUAUCUAUUUUUUAUAGAGAUUUAAGCAGUAGAAGCGCAGUUAUAGCGUUUUGCAUCUUGCUCCGCUACAAUAGACAAAAAUGUACUUGAAACUUUAAUCGCGAUUAUCUCGAAAUCAUCCGACUAUCUCGACGAUGCGCUGACUUGGAUUGCCGAAAGAGUUCUCAACCGAUUUAAUUUUUCUUUUUUAAUAAUUAAUUUGCCAUGUCCUUGAACGAUUUUAUUUUUUCGUUUAAAUUUUCAUAUCAAUAUUAUGAAUUUUUACAUCGAUACAUUUCAUCAUAUGAAAAAGUAGCCUUUUUGAGAAAAUCGCAAGAAUGAUAGAAGACAAGAUUACGACAGUCGUUUACAGUUAGCUUUUUUGGAUUUUGAGUUCCUGUUGAGUGACAACUUUCAUGACCCCGAACACGCGAGCAAAACAAAAAAGAAAAGAAAAAAUUAAAAAUUGCACGGUGGUACAAAACAAUAAAACCAAAACAAAGAGCUGAAGUCAAGGCUAGUUCUUAAUUAUUAUUUAAAAUUCUAAGUGAAAAAUGUAUUAACUUGAAAAAGAAGUACAAAAAAGUCGUCUAUAAAGAAUUUUUUCACUUUUCCAACCAACAAAAAAGUUGGCAAAAUGGCGAACUAUUUGUAACAAAACAUAAAAUUUUAAUUAUAAAUAUGCAUGAUUAUAUUGGAUCAUUUUAUAAAUGAAGAUUUUAAGAAUUAUGUUCAUUGUGAUAUUUUAUCUGCACAUUAUUCAAUUUGGUUCACUAUGUUUCACAUUUCCGUUUUCCAUUUGACAAUUCUUCUGUUGCCUAUUCCCAUUCGUGGGUCGUGAACGCUUCAGUCUGUCGUAAUCUUGUCUUCUAUCAUUCUUGGAAAAUCGUACCCGUUUGCAGAAAUAUAUUUUUUUUAAUUUCAAUGAAUCGUUCAAUGACACUACAAGUGUUUGGUUUUAUGCUUUCAGUUGAGCAGAUGGGCUCGAGUCGUAGUCACGAAAAGCCGCUUUGAAAAAAAAAAACGCGUUUUGCGUAAAAUGUCAUAACAUUGACAAUUAUUAGUAUUUCUUUUUAUGUUCAAAUUAGACAUUGUACUACUCAAGAGACUACCUCUACAGAAAAUCAAAAAUUUCCCCAUUUUCUCGCACCUCAACAUAUAUUACACUUUAAACCAGGGAUAAAGGGAUGUCCAACUUAUUCCAGUGUGAGAGCGCCUCAAAAUUUGCGUUUUUUAUAACAUUUUGCAUUAUUACCAGAUCAGACAAAAUACUAAUUUUUGGGCAUUUUAAUAAAAAUACCCAACAUUUAUUAUGGUUAAAAAUUAUUAUAUACUGAAUGUUUAAUAUAAAAUAACUUAUUUCAAUUUCAUUUAGCGAUAAAAUGGUAUAUUAAAAUAGCCGGUUUUCGAAGUUUCAGUAAUAAAUAUGGUCAAUUAUUAAGUGUCAACUGAAAAUAAAUCAAUUUCUUUUAUAAUUUUCCAUGAAAAAUUAGUUUCUCGAUGCUGCAAUUCACAAAAAUAUUCUUAAACCACU
Zeugodacus cucurbitae (melon fly) is the source of this 10869-nucleotide messenger RNA. RefSeq names its product rho guanine nucleotide exchange factor 18 (gene cyst). Gene Ontology annotation, molecular function: guanyl-nucleotide exchange factor activity. Bases 284 to 4441 code for a protein of 1385 amino acids. The record is from RefSeq and is a predicted model, not a curated record. The transcript is spliced from 3 exons. Lineage: Eukaryota; Metazoa; Arthropoda; Insecta; Diptera; Tephritidae. Gene Ontology annotation, biological process: regulation of Rho protein signal transduction.